Messenger RNA from Colletotrichum spaethianum, 7230 nucleotides. Its product is annotated as PKS-NRPS hybrid synthetase psoA. The record is from RefSeq and is a predicted model, not a curated record. Gene Ontology annotation, molecular function: 3-oxoacyl-[acyl-carrier-protein] synthase activity; fatty acid synthase activity; phosphopantetheine binding. Gene Ontology annotation, biological process: fatty acid biosynthetic process; secondary metabolite biosynthetic process. Lineage: Eukaryota; Fungi; Ascomycota; Sordariomycetes; Glomerellales; Glomerellaceae. Bases 1 to 7230 code for a protein of 2409 amino acids. The transcript has 3 exons.
AUGUCUACCUACAAGAGACCCCAGUCCGAACCCAUUGCCAUUGUUGGCACGGGGUGUCGGUUCGCUGGCGACGUCACUUCACCAUCAAAGCUCUGGGAUCUCCUCACCAACCCCAGAGAUCUUACACAAGAGGUCCCGAAGAAUCGGUUUAACGCCCAGGGCUUUUACCACCCCGACGGCGAAUACCAUGGAGCAACCAAUGCUACCCAGGGCUACUUCCUUGAGCAAGACCACCGCGUGUGGGAUGCCGGGUUCUUCAACAUCACCCCCAAAGAGGCUGAGGCCAUCGAUCCUCAACAACGAAUCAUCCUCGAAGUUGUCUACGAGGCUUUGGAGUCAGCUGGCUACAACCUCGAAAAGUACGCCGGCCGCAAGGUUGCCGUCUUUGCCGGUCUCAUGACUGCAGACUACGACUCAUUAUGCCAACGUGACGACAUCACCUCGAACCAAUAUUUUGCUACGGGCAACUCGAGAGCCAUCAUCUCCAACAGAAUAUCCUACUUUUUUAACUUCCGUGGCCCAUCCAUGACCAUCGAUACGGCAUGCUCGUCGAGUUUGGUAGCGCUGCACCAAGCCGUGCUGAGUCUCCGAUCCGGCGAAUGCGAGAUGGCCUGUGUGGCCGGCGCCAACCUGAUGAUCACCCCUGAACAGUUCAUCAGCGAGGCCAGUCUACAUAUGCUCAGCCCCACAGGCAAGUCGAGGAUGUGGGACGUCAGUGCUGAUGGAUACGCCCGUGGCGAGGGUUUCGCGGCGCUCUUCGUCAAGCCUCUCUCCCAGGCACUGAAGGAUGGAGACUCCAUCAUCAGCAUCAUCCGGGAGACGGGCGUCAACUCUGAUGGACGCACGCAGGGUAUCACCAUGCCUAGUCCCAUUGCACAGGCGGAAUUAAUCAAGGAUACCUACCGCAGGUCCGGCCUGGACUCCCAAUGCCCAACGGAUCGAUGCCAAUACUUCGAGGCGCACGGAACCGGAACCCAGGCGGGAGACCCCAGGGAGGCCCAGGCGAUCGCGACGGCCUUUUUCGGUAGUGAAGCAUCAACCACUGCCGAGAGCGACGACCAAAAACUUGUCGUAGGAUCCAUCAAAACUGUCAUUGGCCAUACAGAAGGUGCCGCUGGCCUGGCUGGCCUGCUGAAGGUGGUCCACUCCAUGAUCAACAACUCGAUCCCGCCCAAUCUGCACCUCGAGGCGCUCAACCCUAGCGUGCGGCCGUUCUACGGACACCUCCGUAUCCCCGUCGAUAUCGUUCCUUGGCCUCAGGCACCGGCUGGCCAACCCCUUCGCGGCAGUGUCAACUCGUUCGGGUUUGGUGGCACCAACUCACAUGCCAUUAUUGAGCGGUACGAACCGAGCAUCCACGAUGAAGUCGCGAAGCACUUCGCCCCAGGCUUGGCACCGUCCAUGGUUUCGACUGCUUCGGCGUACAAUGCCGAGGCACCCAGUGUUGGACUCCCCUUGGUGCUCUCUGCCAAGUCGCAGAAGUCUCUCAUCGCGGUGGUUCAGUCCCUCCGUAAUUUCAUGGUGUCUACUGACACGUCGGCCGAUGAAGUCGCCUGGAACUAUUACGCGCAUCGUUCAGCCCUGACAUAUCGCACUGCCGUCAGCGCCGACUCCCGAGAGGGCAUCAUCGCCGGCCUGGAGAACCUCCUCGCCAAGGCUGGGUCAUCGUCGAAUCCAGAGCUUGGUGUCCGCGCCAAGCUGGACGGCGGCGAGGUCAAGAUUCUCGGCAUCUUCACCGGCCAGGGAGCCCAGUGGUCCGGAAUGGGCCGAAAGCUCUUCCACUCCAACAGUGUCUACCGCAACUCCAUUGAGAACCUUGAGAAGGUUCUCAAGAAGUGCCCCCAUCCUCCCAAGUGGUCGCUCGUUGAUGAGCUCAUCCACCAGGAGGAUGCCACUCGCAUCAACAUUGCCGCUCUGUCCCAGCCCCUCUGCACCGCGGUCCAGAUUGCUCUCAUUGACCUCCUUUCCAGCCUCGGAGUCUCAUUCCACACUGUCGUCGGUCAUUCCUCUGGCGAGAUCGCAGCGGCGUAUGCGGCGGGUGUGCUUAGUGCCCGCGAUGCCAUGCUCAUCUCUUACUACAGGGGUAUGUCUGCUCACCUCGCUGGCGGCAAGAACGGCGGGAAAGGCAUGAUGAUGGCCGUCGGUAUGACUCGUGCCGAAGCAUCUGCUCUCUGUGCACGGGAUGACAUCAAGGGGCGCAUCUGGGUCGCUGCCAGUAAUGCGCCCUCUAGCGUCACCCUUUCGGGAGACAUGGACGCCGUGAAGGCGCUCCAGGUCGAGUUGACCGAGGAGAAGAAGUUUGCCCGUCUGUUGGUCGUCGAUACAGCUUAUCACUCAGCUCACAUGGAGAAGCCGGCUGCGCAGUACAUGAAGGACUUGGCUGGCUGCGGUAUUGAGCCUAGACAACGGAACUCCACGGUUUGGAUCUCCAGUGUCUACGCUGACGGUACCGAGCCGAGCAUCGAGGAACUCAAGGGGACCUACUGGAGGGAUAACAUGGUUAAGGCAGUCUCCUUCUACGAGGCUAUCGAUCUUGCCCUCACCUCUCAGGGUGCCUUUGCCAGUGCGGUUGAGGUUGGUCCCCAUCCUGCUUUGAAGGGACCAGUCCAACAGACCGUCAAAGCCGCCACCGGUGGCGCGCUGUCAUAUGCUGGUCUCCUUGACCGCAAAAAGGACGACAGACAUGCUUUUGCCGAAUUCCUAGGAUUUACCUGGAACUACUUUGGAACCGACGCCAUCAAUUGGACGCCUCUCGUCUCGAAUUCGACGCAGCCCAACCUCUUGUCGUCGAGGAUCGAACUGCCAUCCUACCCCUGGGACCACAGCCAGAUGUACUACCGCGAGUCGCGCAUUGCUCACCAAUACCAGUUCCGCGAGCAGGGCCCACACGAGCUCCUUGGUGUUCGUACUCGUGAUGACACCGAGUUCGAGCUGAGAUGGCGCAACAUCCUCAAGCUCGAGACUGUGCCCUGGAUCCAGCACCACAAGUUUCAGGGCCAGGCGCUGCUUCCCGCGUCGGCUUACUGUGUCCUUGCUCUGGAUGCAGCAAAGGCCGUCCUGAACGGACGCCAGGCGUCUGUUGUUGAGCUAACGGACCUCGAGUUCAUGAGUGGUAUCUCCCUCGAGUCAAACACCUACGCCGACACCGAAGCCUUCUACCAGAUGAUGUUGGGGAUUGGUCUGGACUACACUGGGCCCUUCCGCGCGCUGGAGAGCAUUGACCGCAGAUACAACUUCUGCUCCGCAACUCUUAAGAAGUUCCACGACACCGACACUACCGGCCUUGGCGUCAGCCCCGCCACUUUGGAUAGCUGCUUCCACUCCGUUUUCGCUGCUGUCGCCUCGCCGGGUGACAAGUCCCUCUGGACAUCAUUCUUGCCUAGGAGCAUUGAGAAGAUCCGUUUCAACCUCGCCAUCUGCGACGGUAAGCCCAGCGACAACGCGUCUCUGGUCGUCGACUCUGUCAUCACUCAGGAGAUUCCGCGCACCAAGACCGCCACCACCAAGUUUGUCGGUGAUAUGAGCAUCUACAACCCCAGUGGAGAGAUGGAAAUCCAAGUUGAGGGUCUCAUGGUGGCCUCCUUCGCCAACUCCAAGCCAGAGGAUGACAAGGAGCUUUACCUGACCACAGUCAUGGACCUUGACCCGGAGCACGAGAUAGUCACUGCGGACCUUAGCCUGGAAGACGUUGCUACCGAGCGUAUUCUCCUUGAGGCUUGCGAGAGAGUCGCGCGGUUCUUCAUCCACGAUGAUUCUCUCAAAGACCUUUCGUCGUCUCCCACCUUCUUCACUCCUCCUACGACGCCUCAUUCUCCAGUCAAGCCUGCACCUGCUCACACUGAAACGAGUCCCAGCCCCUGGCACCAAGACACGCCGGAGUCUCUGGAUACUUACAUUCUCCAAUCGCCUUUCCAGCACGCCUUGAGUUUCAUUCGGUUGCUUGGCGAGAACAUUCCCGACGUCCUCCCGGCUAUGCUGUCCACCAUCAUCCAGGAGGCUAAGCAGCUACACCGCUUCAGAUCCCACGUCAGUCGCGUGGUUUCCCAGCUCGCCCACCGAUACCCCCGCAUGCGUGUACUUGGCCUCACAGACCCUGAGACUGCGCUCACUGAGCAUGUCAUUGACGGCUUCAAGGGCUCCUUUGUAUCGUACACGGUCGGUACCGAGACCGAGAAGCACUUACUCACCAGGGUUUCGUCCGAGGCGAUCAAGAAGAAGAUUGACACUGAGCACACCAAUAUCCUUGACGAUGAAGACAACACAUCUCUUCAGCCCUUCGACUUGGUUGUCUUGACGACCUCCGUGGUCAAGGGCGCCGAGCAGCGCGACAAGCUGAAGCAAGUACAGAGCCUGAUGAAGCCUGGCGGUUUCCUCAUUCUCAUCCACGAGUCAAUGAGCCCUCUCCGCGACAGACUCCGCCGCGCAUUCGGUGUCAGGAGGCAGCUUGAAGAGCCGCUCACUCCUCCUGAGUGGCCCGAUAUCCUGGAUGAGUGCGGCUUUGCCCGUGUUUCCAAGAACGCCGAACAGUUCUUUGCUCCCGAUUUCUCUCUCAUUGUUAGACAGGUUGAGUCGGACAUCAAGCUGGCAGCCCUGAGCCCGCUAUCCGGUUCCGUACCCAAGGUCGCUGGACACACCGUCAUCAUUGGCGCAGCGGAGAACACGGCCGACUUGUCUGCAGAGGUGCACCAAAAGCUGGCACCCCUGUGCAACAGCAUCGAUGUCAUUGCCGACCUGGACUCUCUCCAGCCUGCUGUGUUUAACGAGAUCAGCUCCGUCAUCUUCCUGGCUGACCUGGAUGAGCCGAUGAUGAGCAACAUGACUCCCGAGCGCCUUGACCUUUUCCGGGCCCUGAUGGCACCGGAGAAGGUGGUUCUCUGGGUCACCAUGAACUCUCGCGCCGGGAACCCGGAGCAUGCGGCCACCUUCGGAUUCACUCGCUCCAUGCUCGCCGAGAUUCCUAGCUUGAAGCUGCAGAUGCUUGAUCUUGACUCGCGUCGGGAUUCGAGUGAUUUCGUUGCUGAGACCUUUCUGCGUCUUAGCAUGAAGUCUCUUCGCGCCGCUGCUCAGGACGGUGAGCUUCUCUGGACUCACGAGAAUGAGAUUUACAUGGAGCACGGCCGCAGACUCAUCCCCCGUGUCCUCCCUUGGAAGGAAGGUAACGACCGCGUCAACUGCCCGCGCCGUCUUGUGGCCGAGGACGUAAACACUCUUCAGCAGUGCGUCGAGGUCGUCUCUUCCCAGUCCGGGGACGGAUCGGCUGUCUACACCGCCAACAUUGUCGAAGAGACUGACAUUGACGAGGGCAUUGCAAUUCCCGACCAGAGUGUCAUCCAAGUCCAGUACAGCUCGGUCGAGGUCAUCAACUUCGGUCUCAAGUACGCGUCCCAUGUCUGUAUUGGCAAAGAAGUCACAUCCGGCGAGUUAUGCCUUGCUAUGACCAAGUCCAAUUCAUCCUAUGUCACGGUUCCCAACUCCUGCGUCUACCAACUCAGCAGCAACAAUGUCGAUCCCAAGCUCCUCCUUGGACUUGUUCUGAGAUAUAUCGUUGCCUUGUCCGUUGCCGAGGACAUGAUGGAGCAGACCGUUCUGCUCCUCGAACCUGACACCGCUCUCCUGGAGUGCAUGAAGGAGGUCCUUGAGGCAAAGGGUGCCAAUGUCAUUGCAUGCACUACCACUCCGAACAAGGGCAAGGGUUUCGGCCAGCGCUACAUCCACCCGUACGCGAGCAAUCGCGAGCUCAAGGCUCUCUUCCCUUCCACUGGCGCGGCUAUCAUUGAUUUUCUCCCCGAGGGCAGCGAGCUUUCAGAGACUAUUCUGGACUGCCUUCCCGAGAACUGCGAGUACCACUCCCGCUUUUCCCUCCUCACCUCCGAGCAUGUCGUCGCUCUUGGAGACUCCAUGGAUAUCGAGGAUCUCUGGGAGACUGCCAUCGGUAGGGCGAUUGUCAACGUAAGGAGCAUGAAGGGCCAGAUUGGCAUGCCCAACCUCGAGACCAUUUCCGUUCCCGAGCUACUUGACCAUACCGGCAGCAGUAAGCCUUUCCAGAUCCUCGACUGGCGCGCCGAGCGCAGCGUGCAGCACAUUGCGAAGCCCCUCUUCGGGACUCAGCUCCUCCGUCCGUACAAGACGUACGUUCUCGUCGGCCUGACGCGUGACAUGGGCCAAAGUCUGUGCAACCUCUUCUUCGAACACGGAGCGCGCCACCUCGUGCUUGCUAGUCGCAACCCCAACAUGGAGCCGCAGUGGAUCGAUGACCUCGCAGCCAAGGGCUGUGAGGUGCGCAUGGAGAGGCUUGACGUCACGAGCAUUGAGAGCGUGCGGUCUUUCAAGCAGCGCCUCGCGCAGGAGAUGCCACCUGUCGCUGGUGUCAUCAACGGUGCCAUGGUUCUCGACGACCGCGUCUUUGCGCAGAUGGAUGUCGAGACGUGGGACAGGGUCAUGCGCCCCAAGAGCGUCGGAUCUAGCAACCUGGAUGAGAUCUUCUGCGAGCCUGACAUGGAGUUUUUCAUCAUGACGUCGUCCUUUGCGGCGCCCGGUGGUCAUGGCGGGCAGUCCAACUAUGCCGCCGCAAACAUGUACAUGAACGGACUCGCCGCCAACCGUCGCCUCCGUGGUCUCGCUGGGUCGGUUCUCAACAUUGGUGUCAUUUACGGCCUGGGCCUGCUUCACCGUGAGCGCACCGAUAUCUACGCCUUCCUCGAGAAGGACGGAUACCCGCCCAUCUCGGAGCGCGACAUCCACCACAUGUUCCUCGAGGCCAUUGUCGCGGGCCGCCCGCUUGACGGGCAGAUAUACGACAUCACUACAGGUCUGAGCCGAUACAGCGCCAACCGUGAGGAGCUUCUUCACUGGCAGAAGGACCCGCGCUUUUCGCACUUUACCUACGACGAUAGCGAGGAGGCUGGCGAGGGUGAGGGCGAGGGCAAGCAGAGCCUCAAGGAGAGAAUCAAGGGUGUUGAGGGCGGUGUCGACGAAGUCGCGCGAGUCUUGACCGAGGGCUUUGCGCGGUACCUUGAGGUUGUGCUCGGGCAGGGCGAGGGCAGCGUCAAGGGCGAGCACAGCGUCGGCGAGCUGGGCAUGGACUCGCUGGUGGCUGUGGAAGUGCGGAGCUGGUUCUGGAAGGUUGUUGAGAGGGAUGUUUCUGUGAUGAAAAUUCUCGGCAGCGCGAGCGUUGCAAAGUUGUGUCACGAGGUUUCUGAGGGUUACAUCAACGAGAAGAACAAGGCAUAA